UCUCUGAAAGGACCAUGUUUUCUGCAUUUGCCAAAUUGUUAAGUUUUUUUUUGAAUGAUGAAGAAGAUACAUCAGAGGACAAUGAAUUAUCUGCAAAAGAAGUAAAUGAUGAAGACAAAGAUGAGAAAGAAGGAUUAUCUAAGAGUUCACAUGGAAAGGUCACUCACAUCUACAAUGAUUAUGGUCUUAUAGAUGGGGAGAUCUUUUUCACAUUCCAAACUGUCUUGUCAGAAAAAAGACUAGGGUAUGGGGAAGAAGUCAGUUAUGUUGCUAAACGGGAAACCCUGGGAUCUGGUUGGCGUGCUACUCAGGUUGCCUUAGCAACCAGCUGGGAUGUUGACAGUGAUGAGGAGGAGGAUAAAUCAAUGGUGGGGAUCAUUGAAAAAUUCAACGGAGAAUUCGGCACCAUUAAUGGACAUGUCCAGUUUAGUCUGGCCGCAGUAUGCUUGGAUAACUAUGUUCCUUGUGUAGGUGACUAUGUCACAGUUGAUGUGAAAAGGAUAUGCGGGCUGUUGGAGGCAACCAAUAUGAAGCCCCUGAGGAUGUUUGAAAAGGAAGGACAGAUCUCUGCAGUGCAGCAGGACCAUGGGUACAUUGACGGAGACACAUUUUUCACCCUGGCAGCUUGCUGUGAUGGCUUCAAUCCUCGAAAAUGGGACAGAGUUCAAACUGUGGUCAUUGAGAGUUCUCGGGGCCAGUGUAGCUGGAGGGCUAUAUCGAUCAAACCUUUGAUUGUGAAUCCUACUCUGAGUGUCUCAGCUUUUGCUAGUCCCAUGAAAUCAACCUUCCUUGAUGAUCUCCAAAAAAACAAGAAUGGCAUACAUGUGUCUGUGGAAACUGAUUUUGGGAAAGUGGAUGUAGGGGAGAGACGUAAAUUGACUGUGUGGGUCCAAAACAAGGGGGAGACAGAACAGGUGUUUCUGAGGGCGCAUCUGCCACCAGAGUGUAAACAGGUCAACAUUGAAGGAGUGAAAUACUUAAGUGAACAUACAGCCAUGAUGAAAUCUGGGAAUGUUGAAGUCAAGAAGGGAAAGAUAACUCUGUAUCCAGCUAUGUCACUGUAUAUCAAUGUAUCACUAGAAGCAAAAUUCCCUGGAAUAGAGAAACAGCUUUUGGUGGUAACUUUUGAGAAGUUCCGUAUUGGACGGUACAUCACAGCAGAAAUCGCUGACCCAUAUCACAGUUUGGUACCAGUUGGGUCAGCGUACAGAAGUGAACAGCAAAUGUCACCUUUCAGCAAAUACCGAACCUCAGCCAAUGCAGGUCAAGGUUGGGUGGUUCCAGGUGAACGGCCACAGAGAGGUGGAAGGAAACACAUUUUGAAAUUACCCAAUCGUCUUCCACAAUACCCUGUGCCCCAGUUACUGCGGAACUUCAUUCUCAAUGGUGACCAGAUUUUGGAAAUCUGUCCAGAGCUUACACAGGAUUUAACCACUGAGAAUUAUGUGAAGAAAAUGAAAACCCUUCUUCAUUUGGAGGAGAUACAGAUGGAUAUAGACAUCAGAGAAUUCGACUUAAGCAGGGUUCCUCUUAGACCGGUUGGGGAGUUUCUUGGGUUAGCAGUACCUGGACUGGCAGAGGGACGACCUUCAGUGUUGCUAGGAGACAAGGUCAUGCUCUCUGAUCCCUCAGAUCCACAGGGGCCUGUUUAUGAAGGAUAUGUUCAUGAGGUUCUAAGUGAAGAGGUGCUACUGAAAUUUAAUUCAAAUUUUCACCUGGGCUACAAUGGGAAGGAUUAUAAUGUACAGUUUACCUUUAACAGAUCUUCUAUCAGGAGAUGCCAUCAAGCAGUGCAGUUUGCAGCAAAUUUGGAUGAAAAUGUUCUGUUUCCGUCCACCGUAUGCCCUCGCCCAUCUCAGCUGAAAAGAAGCUCCAGUGGUCCAUCUCUGUCCAGACAGGCAGAAAGAAAUGGUCAAAGAUCUGAUAGGACAAUGCAAUUCUACAAUCCCGAACUAAACAAGAAACAAAAGGUGGCAGUAUCUAGGAUAUUACACGGACAGUCUCGUCCUGUGCCUUAUAUACUGUUUGGACCCCCAGGUACUGGUAAGACUAUGACAGUUGUGGAGUCUAUACUACAGGUGCUGACCCAGAUUUCACACAGUCGAAUAUUAGCCUGUACCCCAUCUAAUAGUGCUGCAGACCUCAUAGCUGAGAGGUUACACAUGAGUGGUGUUGUGAAGACCUGUGAUAUGAUACGACUUAAUGCAUCACAGAGAAGUCAGGAGGGUAUACCAGCAAGUAUUCUGCCCUACUGUACUACAGGAGAGGAUCUUGACAUGGCGUCCCGGUAUCGUAUAGUGGUCAGUACCUGUAUCACAGCCGGGUCAUUGUGUAUGUGUGGAAUCAAGGCUGGACACUUCACACACGUGUUUGUGGAUGAGGCAGGCCAGGCUACUGAACCUGAGUGUUUGAUUGCUGUCAACUUUGCUGCCGGGGAAAACUGUCAGGUAACAUUGGCUGGGGACCCCAUGCAGUUAGGACCAGUCAUAAGGUCAAAGUUUGCCAAAGGUUAUGACCUUGACCUUUCUUUCUUAGAGAGAUUAGUGGAAACACCAAUCUAUGCAAGAGAUGAAACCAAGUUUGUUGACCAUGGGGCAUAUGACCCACUUCUAGUGACAAAAUUAGUAGAUAAUUAUAGAUCUCAUGAAGCCAUACUGACUUUAACGUCAAAACUGUUUUACUAUGAUGAGUUGAGGGAGAUGGCAGAUAGAGAGCUGACACAUUUUCUAUGUCAAUGGACAGCCUUGCCAAGAAUGGGUUUCCCUGUCAUAUUCCAUGGAGUCAGGGGUGAAGAUCUGAGGGAGGGAAACAGCCCCUCCUGGUUUAACCCUGCUGAGGUUGUACAGGUUGUGAGGUACCUCCAGGGGGUACAGCAUGAACAGUCCAUAGCUUCUGAGGACAUAGGUAUCAUUACACCCUACAGAAAACAGGUAGAGAAAAUUCGCCUGUUGAUUGACAAGCUGGGAAUGGAGAGAGUCAAGGUCGGGUCUGUGGAAGAAUUUCAAGGUCAACAAAGAAAGGUCAUCAUCAUAUCCACAGUUAGAGCCAAUGAGAGAAUGAUUGGAUUCGAUAAGAAACACACCCUAGGUUUCCUUAGCAACCCCAAGAGAUUUAAUGUUGCCAUAAGUAGAGCACAGGCUCUCCUGAUUAUUGUGGGCAACCCCUAUGUCUUAGCUCAGGACAAAUACUGGCAGGUGCUCAUCCAAUACUGUAUUGAGAAUGGUGGAUAUUGUGGGUGUGACAUUCCAGAGAUCCUCCCACAGGAUGUUUCUAGCAAUCAUAUGCAAAAUGAUAAUGAAUCUGAGGAGUCAAAAGUUCAAACUUAGCCAAUUAGAGUAGAGGAAGGAUUUUAUCAUAUACAUGUACAAUGCAAAGAAAUGAAAUCUGAAACACAGAAGUUUAUUUUAUUAUACAUAGGAAGAAUGUAGAGUCAAUUAACUGCCAAAAGCACUGUGUGCCAUGUUUUUUAUUUAUUUAUAUUUAAUUUUUGUCUGUUGGUCUGCUUGUUUGUUAAUUUUUGUUUGUUUGUUUGUUUGUUUGUUUUUUGAAAGGUAAGUGUAUUUACUUAACAGGUAUAUAAAUGUUUUUGAAUAAUUAUAUACAGUAAAACAUAUUUAUUAUAAUUUUCAUUAACACAAAGUAAAUGUCUGCUUUAUGCAAAUGUCUAUAAUUGUGUUCCUAAAAGGUUAGAUGUACAAAUGUAAAU
This is a messenger RNA of Saccostrea echinata, 3706 nucleotides long. RefSeq names its product RNA helicase Mov10l1-like. Lineage: Eukaryota; Metazoa; Mollusca; Bivalvia; Ostreida; Ostreidae. The transcript is spliced from 21 exons. Gene Ontology annotation, molecular function: helicase activity. The record is from RefSeq and is a predicted model, not a curated record. Bases 15 to 3326 code for a protein of 1103 amino acids.